GCGUUCUGUUGUUUUGACGGUGUUAAACGCUAUGGCGCGCGGCGUGUAGGCCGAUAGAGCGUGUACGAGUGUACGAAAUUGCAAAUUUUUUUCAUUAUUUACGAAUUUUUUAUUAUUUUUAUAUUCCUUCGAGUUUUUUUCUAUUGAUCACCGUCAGUUUUCGUGACAAUUUUGCUUCCAUUCGAUAGUACCGUCCAUCCGUGCAACACGAUUCUCGAAGAUCGAAUAGGUGACAUCGCGGGCCUGAAUCUGUUUUUUAUAAAAUUACUCGUCCCGCGGAACACCGUUCAACCGAAACGCACUCGACAGACACGCGCGAUUCGUGGACUGAGGUGGAGGCAUUAACGACGAAGGAACCGAUGGUGAAGAAGACGUCAUAACCAGCAAGCGAGUGAGCCCUGACGACAAUCGUCACGCGUGUGUCGAAAGCACAACACGCGCGCGAAAAAUCCCCCCCUUGAAGCCGCCGACGGAGAGUUGCAACGGCGUAUUUCGCCUGCUCCGCCAUGCCCCGCCGCAGCCACCACCACAAACAACAAUCGAUACCGUCAUCGUCGUCAUCGUGAUAGUAGCAAAACGUUUUCGGUUAUAAUAGUACGGCGCACCGUUUGUAAUACGCGCAUUUUUGUAUAUUUUCAUUUUGGUUUUUGAUGCCAUUUUUUCGCCCUAUCUUGUAAUAUCGUUUAAAAUAUUUAUCAUUCCGUCGCGACUUCUCCGAUCGUGAUCGCGUACUCACUGGAUUUAUACUAUCUAUACUCGUCUGUCCUCGACCGCUUUAACUGUUGACGACCAGUGAUUAUUGCCUCCGUUACGUUUUGACGCGCUGUCCAUGGUUGUUUGUUCACCACAUCAAUCUGCAAUCUGAUCUGGAACAUUGUUUCACCGUGCCCAGAACACAGUGCGCGCAUUCAUUCGCACAACAUGCACCACGCUGCCGCCAUGGUUUUUCAGGAGAACAAGAGGUCGCUAUUCCUAGGAUCAUUUGUUCAAGUCGGAGCCGGUAUAGAGAGAUUGAUGAUCCAAAAUAGCGACGGAGCCGGUGAAGACGAGUCGAUGGAAAUAUUCGAUCUCGCAGGUAAUCAACACAGUGAUAACAUGCCCAGCGAAACCGUCAAGCAAAUGUACAACGCGUCUGCAGAAGAAAUCAGGAAUACCACUCCAAAAUAUAUAUCAUGCUGUAUGAAAUUUGUGAUAAAGGAUCAUAUAGAAAUGAUUCCGGACAUACUCACUGUGAUAGAAAAGAUGACAAAAGAUGAAGACAAACUAAUGCGGUUUGACACAGUCAGCACUGUUGGUUAUUUAUGCACAGUUUUUCACCAACAUGAGAACCUCAGAUCUUAUAUACAUUCUUUCUUACUCCCAGCUAUUAUCAAAGCAUUAUCUGACCCAGCAGAACAGGUAAUAAUGCGAGCUCAGAUGGUUCUCACAUACAUUAUAAGCAAAGGUGUGAUCAACAACAAGACUGUUGAAGAUAUUGUAUGUCCAGCACUUAUAUUAGCGGCUAAUUCCACAGAUGAUCUCCAUGUACAAAAUAACAUUGUUACGUUAGUAGGAAAAAUUGUCCUUAAAAUAAGUGACUAUGUGCUGUGCAAAACUGUAUUACCAUUCCUAAUCAACAAAAGCCAUAGUGAUUGUAUAUAUGUCAGACUUGCUGCUUUAUUGAGUUUUCCUGAACUUGGCCAUGCAUUGAACAUAGAACAUAAAACCAAAGUAUUGAUGCCUCGUUAUUUAGAAAUGUGUAAUGAUCGUGUGGGUACUAUUCGGAAAACAUGUGCCGAUAUUAUUACACCAUUAUCAGUAUGUUGUGAUGAUACUCUGAGGCGAGGGCCUAUAACUGAUGCAGCUGGACGAUUACUUAGUGACAAUUGUAAAUUUGUGAGACAGACAGCUUUAGAAAAUUUAGGUCCAUUGAUUACAACGUAUGCAAGUCCUGCUGUUACGUCAUUGGUUACUACUCGUACUUUUAUUCUUAUGAUGGUCAGCAAUUUCACUGAUGAUUUACAUUAUAUUACUAUGAAAUGUCAAACAAGUCAAGAAUAUUUUAAAGCAACAGAACUGUUAAUGGAUCGAGAAAAGCCUUGGUCAAAUGAAACAACAAUGAAAAAUGAUAAUAAAUUUUGGGUUGCUGAUUAUAAUGUUAAGACUGAAUCUGAAGAAUUAUAUAGUACUUUUACAUAUUGGAGAGAACCCAUCUGUGAUACAAAAUCAUCUUUUAGUUUUGAAAAUGAUUGUGAUGAUAGGGAAUCUGAUGGUGAACGACUUCAAUCAAUGAUACCGAAUAAGUUAUGGUAUGUGCCAAUGAAUAACAAUUCUAAUUUGAAUUGCACUGAAAUGAAAAAAUCUGAGUUUGAAGUAAAACCAAUUUCAGAAGAAGGUAAUGGAGAUUCUAAACCUUCAGCUACUGAACUUAAUGGCCAUGAUCUAGUUGUACCUACAUUACUGCUUGAUCAUUAUGCUGACAUGGCUGGUGCGUUUGAUGACAGUGAUCUUGCAUCUCAAUGCGCAUGUAUGUUACCCGCAGUGCUUGUUACUAUAGGUCCUACUCACUGGCCAUUGCUCAGACAUACUUAUUAUGUUCUAGCUUCACACAGAUCUUGGAAAGUUAGAAGAAAGGCUGCAUCUUACAUCCAUAAAUUGGCUAUUUACAUCGGUGAAGAAGCUACAUCCAGAGAUCUCUUAACAAUAUUUGAGUCUCUUGUAUUGGAUUUAGAUGAAGUACGGUCUGGUGCCAUAGAUAAUUUUGCUGCUUUUCUCAAGAUGUUAUCGGUUACUGUACGUAGUGAUUUGGCACCUAUGAUGUGUCGAUUUUUGAAAACUGAUUAUGAAUGGAACUGGCGUUUUCGACAAAAUUUCUGUGAACAAUUAGCUGAGUCUUUACACUUAUUUACACCACUUGAUAUGUAUCAUCAUAUACAUGAGGUUUGCUUGUCCUUACUCAUGGACAGAAUAUCAUCUGUUCGCCAAUCUGCUUUAUCACUGGUUCCUGAAUUAUUGGUGGUACUUAAUAAAAAUCUUAGUUUAAAACGAUUGAUGUUGAAUGAACUAGUUACACGUUUUGGACGAGCAGACUUGUGGAGUAGACGACAAAUGUAUGCUCAAAUAUGCUCUUACAUAUUAAACUAUGGUGACCGGUGUCUGUCUACAGCAGAUUUCAAUAAUGAAUUAAUGCCUUGUUUGCUUAACUUGGGUUCUGACCGCGUACCAAAUGUUCGAUUAAUGGUUGCCAAAACUCUUUAUACUCAAGUUAUAAAUAACUCGGUAUUUAUGGAUUUACAAAAUCCUCAGCAUAAUGUACUCACUGAAACCCUUACGAGGUUAAGAAGAGAUGAAGACCGAGAUGUUCGUUAUUUUGCUGAUAGCAACCGGGGCUUUGGUAUUAGUGCUAAUUAAUUUAUAUUUAUUUACAUGUGCGAUCACUUUUAUAUACUUAUAAUUUUAUAGCAACAGUUAUUCACAAUA
Melanaphis sacchari is the source of this 3459-nucleotide messenger RNA. Its product is annotated as serine/threonine-protein phosphatase 4 regulatory subunit 1-like. The transcript has 14 exons. Lineage: Eukaryota; Metazoa; Arthropoda; Insecta; Hemiptera; Aphididae. The record is from RefSeq and is a predicted model, not a curated record. Gene Ontology annotation, molecular function: protein phosphatase regulator activity. Gene Ontology annotation, biological process: protein dephosphorylation. Bases 922 to 3390 code for a protein of 822 amino acids.